UCUAUUCAGAGAUCGCUCGUCACUCCUAUCGACUUUUAAAUAGUAGUUUAGUUCGAACCCACUAGGAGUCUCUAUACAUUCGUGGUUAAUCUUUAAACCGUUUGAAGUGAGGCACUUCAAAUAUACAUGACAGUCUUUUCGUUGCAUAUACAUCCAUAGUUUACAUAUGCGUAUAACUGGUACAUUAAUAUUAUCUUGCGCUUAGGCUUUACGAAUAGACGUAUUUGCAACAUUUAAAAUCUAUAUUUUUUAUACGUUCAUAUGAUUUGUAUUUUUUUACGUUUUCAUACUCGCAAAAGACAAAAUAAAUCAGUAAAUCGCGCGAAGCAAAGUAUCCUCGUAAAUAGACUGUACAUUAUUGUACCUACAUUGUACAUUCGUACGAGCGCCAUAAGUGGCUGUGUACCAUAACCUUAAAUACUCAAUGCUGAAAUAGUGGUCGGAAAAUUUUAAAUUCAAAUAUGAAUCGCGUGGAUUUUAAAGUCGUGUUAUUGGGCGAUGUGAGAGUGGGAAAGACGAGUCUCAUGGAACGAUACGUACGUAAUUCGUUUGACAGUGAACGACCCUAUCAGAAUACGAUAGGCACUGUGUUCGCAGCGAAGCGAGUACAAGUGAAUGAUGUGUCACUUGCAAUGGGAAUAUGGGACACCGCAGGCAGCGAACGAUACGAUGCGAUGACUAGAACUUAUUACCGCGGUGCAAAGGCUGCCAUAGUAUGUUUUGAUCUUAUGGAAAUGAGUACGUUCCAAAGGGCGAAACAUUGGGUGAGCGAGCUCAGAAGCAUCGAGGAAAAUUGCAGGGUGUAUCUGUGUGGCACGAAAAAAGAUUUGGUCGAAGAUUUUUCAUCGAGCAAUCCAGACACGAUGAAGCUGAUAAAAACGUACGCCUUAGGCACGCAAUCCAAGCUGUUCUUAACGUCAAGUAAAACGGGGGAGAAUGUAGUCGAAAUGUUCGACGAAAUUAUACAAGAUUUCGCAGCUAAUCCCGAGAAUUUGCAACAAAUGAUAGAAGAAAUCGAUCUAAACAAAAGGUCUGAGAAGAGAUAUUGUUGCGUAAUGAGCUAACGAAGUUAAGUAUUAAUAUUACGUAUUCGCGUCCGAUGCCUUCAAAUUUAUUUUAAGCUUAUCAGAUAAUAUCUCAGAUAAUUCUGACAGCGUAAUACGUAAUAGUUAUAGUUACAUAUAAUAGAUUUUUAACGUGUAUUGUUAAAAAUCAAUGUGAUAUUAUUUCGCUCAGUAACUUUCAUUUAGAAUUUUGUAUUGCAAUGUUAUAUUAGCACUGUGCAUACACAAUGUGUAUUUGUAGGUUAAAAGCAAAUACCUCAGCAAAUAACAAGUUUCUAAAGAGAUGUAUAAAAUACGUAUUAUACAAUCGAAAAAUAUUUUCAGAUAAAUAUUCUUAUGUAAUCCUUUUAAUUAUUUUAUUCGAAGCAUUGUUCAUUUGCAUUGGUAAGCGAUACCGUAUUGUGCACGAUUACUUCUAUCGCCGAUUGUGAUCAAAAAAUGUAGUUUUACUAUCUUAUUUUCGAAUGUUUCGUUGAAUGUAUCUUUUUCAAAAUUUUACGUGCUCCGGCUCAGAAUAGAUUGCACUUACGUUGUCAUAUAGGAACAUAUAAAACCGUCGUAUAUUUUUCAGAAUUUCUUAAAGCUGAAAAUCGAUAAAUGUUACUCGUUAAAAGUCUUAUUUUUCUCAUAACGCAUUAGUGAUAAGUAAAUAAAAAAAUUUUUAUUG
Messenger RNA from Ooceraea biroi (clonal raider ant), 1731 nucleotides. Its product is annotated as ras-related protein Rab-24. Gene Ontology annotation, molecular function: GTP binding; GTPase activity. Lineage: Eukaryota; Metazoa; Arthropoda; Insecta; Hymenoptera; Formicidae. The record is from RefSeq and is a predicted model, not a curated record.